AUGCCCUGGAAGCACGACAACUUCACUUCCACCGAAUGUGCCGAAUGGAUUGCCGGGACGGACACGAGCGGCACGUCGAAGAGAGAAGAAAGCACGCUCCGAGCCACCUCAGCAUCGGUUAUUCGCAUGGCAGAAGUGUUACGCAGCGAAGGCAUGAUAAAAAGGGCCAUGCCACAAGCGAGUCAGCUCCGGGAGCUUUGCCUGCAGGCGACUGGCCAGUCGGACCCUUUGCUGCGCGAGCCGGUCUUGGAGCGGCAAAGCAGUUUGGGCGACAAGCUCACCGCCGCAGUGCUGCAACAGCUGGACUUUCGGAGCAGCCCUGACUGGCUGCCGCUCGCAAGAAGGAGCAGCCUUUCUUGCAUCGCCGCAGCCGCCGGCGAGGAGGAUGUGACGAAGGCUGCAGAUGGAGAGCUCAUCUCCUCCGCCAUUGAUGCAUGGUGCGCAUCUUCGCUGGAGCCCUGGCAGCACAAGGUGCCGCAGGGUGCCGGGCGCGUCGUCGGUGCCGAGUCCUUCGAGGUCGCCACUGCCGCAGCCCCUGCAGCCGCAGCAGCCCUGCGUCCUAUCUUCAUGGUGCACGAUCGGUCGAACCAUGCAGAGCGUGGUGCUCUCCUGCAGCUGCUGAGACUCCUCGCCCAGGAGGCUUCCCUGGCGGCCCUCAAGCUUGAGAUUGCGGAAGCAUCUUCGACCUUGGAGGCUGCGCAGCAAGAGACCCUGCUGUGGAAGCAGAGGGCAGAGAUUCUUUUGGGCAGACGCAAGGCGGCCAUGGCAGUGGCAUCUCGCUGGCAUGGUGCCGAUGCCGCGUGGGACUGGCUGAUGGAGCAAGGACAAGGGCCCCAGGAGCUGCAGGACCUGCCCGAAGGCACUGAACUUCGCCUGCAGAACCGAGAGCUCUGCCUGUCGCUGCGCCAGUUCAAGCAGGAUUGCGAGUCGCUGGAGGCCGAAAACCUCAGCCUGAAGGAGGCAUUGGCUUGCAUGGAGGAUGACCUGCACAGGGUGUCGGACCAGCAUGCUCAGUUGGUGGGCCACGUGAACCACCGUCAAAAAAUCCGCUACACGAUGAAGCUGAAGGAGGAAAUCAACCGUUUGCACGGUGAUCUCAAGAAGGCGCGGCAGCGAAUCGUUCAGCUGGAAGUGAACAAGGAGAGUGACAGCCUUUUCGAGGCCUUGGCGUCAGUAGUGGGUGGCGAGUCGUACACCACCGCCAGCAAAGCUCGUCGAGGAUCACGGCUGGCGACAAGCCAGCGCCGAGGGUCUGUUGCGGCGACACGGCCGCCGAGACGAGGAGAAGUUGUGAGCCGUGAAGACGAUCAGGUGCGCUUGGCUGAAGCAGAGCAGCUUUGCAUGCUGCAGCAGAGCGCGCUGGACCGGAUCAGCAUGGACUUCCAGCACUUGAAAGCCCUCAUUGAGCGAGCAGUGCAGCUUGCAGAUGCCGAGCGACGCCAUGGCGUUGAAGGAGGGAAUUUCGCAGCCCUCCUCCAUCGCCUGCGUGAAAUCAUCGCGGCUAAUCAUCGGAAUCCAUCUUCCGGAGGAAAUACCGAUGAUCUUGGAAGACUGCCAGUGACCGCCACAUCCAUCACUUGUGAUGAUGACGACGAAGAGCUGGCAGAAGGAGACACAGUGUGCUACGGCUGCCCUGAGCAACAAGACCAUGCCGUCGAAGAGCUCGGAUGA
This is a messenger RNA of Symbiodinium necroappetens, 1671 nucleotides long. The record is from the annotation of a GenBank genome assembly. NCBI's taxonomy places the organism in Eukaryota, Dinophyceae, Suessiales, Symbiodiniaceae.